AAAGGAGCGAUGUGAUUGAGGGAGUGGGCGGGGUCCGCCUUCUCAUCCACCCGGGGAGGCUGGAGAGGAGGAAGGAGGAGUGUUGCGUGGAAGGUCUGUGUGGCACAUGACUUAAAAUGGCUUCGAGGGGAACCAUCGAGACCAGCAAGUUGAAGCAGAACUUGGAAGAGCAGCUGGACAGGCUGAUGCAACAGCUGCAGGAUCUGGAGGAGUGCAGAGACGAACUGGAUGUCAGUGAGUAUGAAGAAACCAAGAAGGAAACACUUGAGCAGCUGAGCGAGUUCAAUGACUCCUUGAAAAAAAUUAUCUCUGGCAAUAUGACCUUGGUAGAUGAGCUCGGUGGGAUGCAACUGGCUAUACAAGCAGCCAUCAGCCAGGCUUUUAAAACUCCGGAAGUCAUCAGGAUGUUUGCCAAAAAACAGCCUGGGCAGUUGAGGACAAGAUUGGCUGAGAUGGACAGAGACCUGAUAGUGGGGAAACUGGGACGAGACCUCUACACUCAGCAGAAGGUGGAAAUCCUCACGGCUCUCCGCAAGCUGGGAGAAAAGCUGACCCCCAGCGAUGAAAUUUUCCUUUCGACGAACGCGGGAACUGCUCUCAGCCAGUUUGAGAAGGUCUCGACUGAUCUUGGAUCUGGAGAUAAAGUCUUCGCCCUGGCGAGCUUUGAGGUAGAAAAAUCAAAGCAAUGAAGACGCCUCUUUUUUUUUUUGGAGACUAGAUGCAUUGGACUCUUUUUUUUUUAAUCACGUUGUAUUUGUGUGUUUCUUACAAACCUUUUGUAAUAUUCGUUAUUCUAACGGCAAGUUAAUCUAAAACAGGUCCCAGCCUUUUCAAAGUCAGCAACACACAUCUUGCUGUUGAAACGCAGAGGUACUUUCUUAAAAAAAAAAAAAAAAAACACCAAAAACAUUAGGUCCUAAUUUGCUGCUGUUGUCAGCUUUUGUGCGGAUCCGAGAGGUUGGCUCCCUCGCCUUCUGUGUCCAUCAGAUGCGCUCUGACCAGAGUAAAGUUGUUGCACGCAAUGAGACAAAGCCUCUCUCUUUAGCGGCCUUUCAAUCUCUACAGCUGCGUAUCUUGAACUGCUUGCAGGAAAUUGGUCUUUCUCUUUUUUUUUUUUAAUGGGGAGUAGGGUUUGUGGAACGCAGGCAGCAGCCUUUGGUGGAAAUCGUGCCUCUCUCAAAUCCUAGAUUGCCUACAAGCCCACCGCCUAUUCUUCUCUAGCCUGUUUGAUGUUACUGGGUACGGCUGUAGAGCAAAGACGCCACGGGCGAACAAUAGCACCCCUGUAAGGAAUUUUCUGGGCCAGUUUAACUUUGUGCAUCGGAAUGACAGUGAGCACAGUGGGAAGCAGCCGAAAGACGCGGGGCCUCUGGCUUCCCUUGUGUAGCUCGUAGUGUUACAACUAUGAGCUAUUGUUCUUCCUAUAUGUUCCAAGGGCAGCGUGAAACGGUGUCUUAAAUAGAAAUGAGGGGCUGUAGGGGACCCUCCCCGUACGAGUGGGCUGUGCCAUUUCCUGAACAGAGAUUUCAGUGCCCUGCCUCUUUUAGACCUCUCAAACUGUUGUUUUGGUACGAAAGUUUUUAGCUUGGAAUCGUGCAGCGUGAUGAAUGUGUUGCAUUUUCAACGCUGCUUGCCUUGAACGUUGGGAAACGAGUCAAUAUCAUCAACUGAAUACAUCUUCUGCUCCAAGUAGCCCACUCAGAAACAAAAGUGUUGCUAUUACUGCAUCUUAUCAACUAUUUUCAGCCCGUUCCAACUAAACCUGAGAGUAGCCAGUUGAGAAAAACUCUUAAUUAAAAUAGGAACAAAGGGGGUGAUUGUAUUUGCUUGCUUUACAAACAUCUAUUUUUGAGGAAGGCAUCUCUGCCCCAAAGCAUUCCCCCCAAAGGGAAACCCAGUUCCCAUGUUGCACUAAAUCAUGCUAUGGUCGGCGGUGUUUUGCUUAGCGGGUUGUGUAAGCCCCGUCACCUGAGGCUUAGUCAACAAGGUAACUGAACCAAGCUUUAACACGAUGCGUUAAAAAGGGGAAAGUGAGGCUCCUAGAGUGCCAGGGAAACAUUCAGGCCAUCACUUUCUAUAGUAAGACUAUUCCUGUUGUGAUAGCUGAAUAAUGGCCUAGCCAGACCAACCGUUUGUAGCAGCCUCGUUAUCGCUGGUUGGAGUUUGUCUGAUCCCUGCAGAAGGCAAGCUUUGUUUUGUGCGGCUGCGCCUGACUGUCACACCUGCUUUAAACAGGUGGCUCCUUCUGAGCUUGUUAUGCUUGGCUAUCUGCAUGUACUCCCCGCUCCUUUUUGCACAUGGCUCAUCUCACUUUAGUAAACCAUCUCUGAUUUUCUCUCAUUUUAUUUUCAUGGUCCGUUUAUAUUUCUCCCUUUAGGAACACCAGGGCUUUCAAACAAGACAUUCCGUUUUGAAUGUAUUUUGUGGGAAAGUAAUAGCAAAGGUUAUUUCAUUUUUAGCUUCCGCAUUUGAAAUUUUUGCUUAAAGUGGUUAUAAAUAGUCUUAAAGUAGGCAUUGGGCACUCUAGUCGUUUUUAAAAUCCUCUCUGUAAGCAAUCUAAAUUAUGUAAUGUCCUGAAACGGUUAAAAUAUUUGUCUAAUUGGACAUGUUUACUAUUGAAGAGGUUGUAUGCUAGUGUGACAGUCUAGGAAAAAUAGUAACCCCACCCCUUUCUGGAUUUCUGAAUAUACAGCUUAUUUCCAUGCACUAAAAACUGGUUAGAAGGAAUUGUAUUUUGUGAACUUUCUGUCCUUUACUGUGUCAGUUUUCCCUGCUUUCCUUAAUUAAAUGCUUCUUUGCUAUAACCUGGUCAUUCUCAGAAAAUUCAGCUCUUAUCUGUGAAAUUCCUAGCUCUUAAGUGGUUUAUGUUUUCUUCUGCAAGCUUCUCUAUUUUUUUCCAAUAUUUAUGUGUGAUAUGUAGUAAUACAAUAGCAUAUAAAAUAAGAUAGUUUGACAUGGUGAGAUUAUUUUAAUCUUAAACUGUUAGAAUGCCACGUUUUAAAUGAAAUUUUUUUAAAAAGAAUCAAACACAAAUCAAUUUGAUUUUCUAGCUUUGUAACAAUUUGCCUUAAAGUUUUCCCCCAAAUAACCAUUUUUGUGUGUGUAUGUUUAUCCGAAGCCAAAUACUAAUUACCUGAGAGGUGGAUCUUAUGCAUUGUCUUAAUGUUAAGCAUUGUACACACUUUCCACGCAGAAGGAUGCAGCUUUAAGUGUUCGUGGGCUUUGAAGGGAUGGAAGCAACUUGUUGGCUUCGGAAUGCAUGCCUCGAUUUUGAACCUCUCUUUGUUUUAAAUAUGAACCUUUCAACUCUG
Messenger RNA from Pantherophis guttatus, 3311 nucleotides. It is a transcript of the gene LZIC, whose product is annotated as leucine zipper and CTNNBIP1 domain containing. Gene Ontology annotation, cellular component: nucleus; cytosol; beta-catenin destruction complex. Gene Ontology annotation, biological process: negative regulation of Wnt signaling pathway. Lineage: Eukaryota; Metazoa; Chordata; Lepidosauria; Squamata; Colubridae. Gene Ontology annotation, molecular function: beta-catenin binding. The record is from RefSeq and is a predicted model, not a curated record.